This is a messenger RNA of Zophobas morio, 814 nucleotides long. RefSeq names its product V-type proton ATPase 21 kDa proteolipid subunit c''-like (gene Atp6v0b). Gene Ontology annotation, cellular component: membrane; proton-transporting V-type ATPase, V0 domain. Gene Ontology annotation, biological process: proton transmembrane transport. The transcript is spliced from 6 exons. Bases 89 to 703 code for a protein of 204 amino acids. NCBI's taxonomy places the organism in Eukaryota, Metazoa, Arthropoda, Insecta, Coleoptera, Tenebrionidae. The record is from RefSeq and is a predicted model, not a curated record. Gene Ontology annotation, molecular function: proton-transporting ATPase activity, rotational mechanism.
CAAACCAGGUUGUUAAAAAACAAUGUUCUCUUCACCAAUUUAACAAAUUAAUUUCAUUUUUCAUUCAUUUUAAAGCCAAAAAUACAAAAUGAGAUAUACUCUGACAUAUACAGCCAGCGUGCUAAGCACCACAGUCAUCCUAAUUCUAACACUGUAUUACGUCUUCACUGGUAAAGGCGAACAAAUCAGUCUUGCAUGGAUCCUGGAAGGCUUCUCCCCCUAUCUAUGGGCCGCCAUAGGCAUAGGGAUGGCAGUCGCCCUCUCCGUCGUCGGUGCCGCAGGAGGAAUCCACACCACGGGGGUCAGUAUCGUGGGUGCCGGAGUCAAAGCGCCAAGAAUCAAAACAAAGAACUUGAUUUCGAUCAUUUUUUGCGAAGCUGUGGCUAUCUACGGCCUGAUUACCGCCAUCGUCCUGUCGAGCAACUUUCAGGAAUACACUGGUGUGGUCCUCACUGAAAAACUUCGCGCUACCAACUGGCUGGGGGCUUACAUUAUUUUCGGGGCUGGAGUUACCGUGGGUUUGGUUAACCUUUUCUGCGGUUUGUGUGUCGGGGUUGUGGGUUCGGGCGCCGCGAUUGCAGAUGCCGCGAAUUCGUCGCUUUUUGUCAAGAUUUUGAUUAUCGAGAUUUUUGGUAGCGCUAUUGGUUUGUUUGGGCUCAUCGUGGGAGUUUAUCUUACGUCGAAAGGCUCGAUGGGUGUGUAGAGGGCUCUAUAUUAGGGUACAAGUUAGUUCCGUCUUUGUAUAUUAUCCAUCUAUGUACGUAUUAUUUAAGUUGUGAUGUAGACAAGGAAAUUAAAUACACUGUUAGUUUAA